Molecule: messenger RNA, 1323 nt
Organism: Macrosiphum euphorbiae (potato aphid)
Lineage: Eukaryota; Metazoa; Arthropoda; Insecta; Hemiptera; Aphididae
Source: the annotation of a GenBank genome assembly
AUGUUUCCUGACAUCGAAAUUAUGAAAACGUUUCACAAAGGUAGUGAUUUAGUCGAUCGAUUAUUAACUUACGUGGAAUGUUUUCAAAAAAAAGAAAUGAUGGGUGAAGUGUAUGUUGCGUUUGCAAAGCUACCUACUGCUGGAGAAAAAUUUGUAUACACAUAUAAUCUACUUAAAAAAUAUAAGAAACUACCUACGGAGUGUAAAAUGACAAAUCAUAAAAAUAACAAAAAAGCUCGAAAGAUCAGAGCCGAUGCAAGUAUAAAAUUUCAAAACUCAAAGUUUCACUCCGCUUUAUUUGAGUACAAUAAAAGUGUUAUGACUGCAAAAAUCGACACUGAAUACUAUGCAUUGGCUUUGGCAAAUCGUUCAGCUGCUCUCUAUCAUUUAGAAGAAUAUGAUGCCUGUAUCCAAGACAUUCACCGUGCUUUAACACAUAACUAUCCAAUCGAACUGUCCUAUAAGUUAUAUGAAAGAGAAGUGAAAUGCCUAAAAUAUAUGGGGAAAAUAUCAGAAGCCAAAUUAAAGUUUAAAGAAUUUUCAUCUUCUUUAUCUCUAGCCUUUAUUUUCAAAGAAAAGAAAAAAGACAUUGAAAUGCAAAUUGAAAGUUUUUUAAAGGAAACCAAUAAAAAAGAAAUAAAUAAUGAACAAGAUAAACUCUGUGUAAUCAAACUAUUUGGAAGUCCAAAUAAAAAUAUCCCAGCGUUGUCCAAAUUUGUGAAAAUGAAGUAUUCAGAAUCGAUGAGUAGAUGUUUGGUUGUUUCAUCCGAUAUUAAUCCUGGAGAAGUUCUUGCUAUUGAAAAACUUUAUGUAGGGGUACUAAGACGUGAAUCCUAUGGAUUUAACUGUCAAAACUGUUUUAAACGUUGUUUAAAUGGCAUACCUUGUCUAAAAUACUUAAUAAUAAUAAUAAUAAUAAUAAUUAAUAAUACUUUGGCAAUUUACUGUGAUGAAACUUGUAGAAUAAAAUCUUACAAGAGUGGCCAUAAAUAUGAAUGCUUAUUGUUUUCAACAUUUAACUAUUGGCCUGGUAUGGAUCACAUGGAACAUCUUUCACUUAACAUAUUCUUAAAAUCAGUUUGUGAGUUAGGAUUAGACAAGUAUGUUGCAACUGUAUGUGCUUUGAAUGCUGAUACUACUGAUCCAAUGAUGCGAGGCUUUAAUAAUAUUGGAAAAUAUUUAUCUGACCAAUUUUGUUCUGUAUAUACGUUGGAGGGAAAUGAAACUAAAAGAUCAGUAAGCGAUUUAUUUUCAAGACAUUGUCAUGCUGCAGUUAUGGUUUCAAUUAUGAUAUUAGCGGGCCUACAAAUACCUAAUCAUUAA